Molecule: messenger RNA, 5562 nt
Organism: Grammomys surdaster
Lineage: Eukaryota; Metazoa; Chordata; Mammalia; Rodentia; Muridae
Gene: Stk35
Product: serine/threonine kinase 35
Exons: 5
Coding region: 843-2657 (604 amino acids)
Biological process (GO): axon extension; autophagosome organization; peptidyl-serine phosphorylation
Cellular component (GO): cytoplasm; autophagosome
Molecular function (GO): protein serine/threonine kinase activity; ATP binding
Source: RefSeq, a predicted model, not a curated record
CUAUUCUUAUACUUUGUGUGUAUACUUAACCAUUUACAUACAAAAAGCUAUAGAAAUUCCAGAAAGUUGUUUAUUGUUUUACAUUUAAUCUUUCUUGUGUGCUUUUAACAUUAUUCUGUUCUAAUUACUUUAACUGUGAAAUGUCUUCAGAGACACAAGGUUGAUGGUCUCCUCCAGUGGCAAAGAAUCACAAUGAAGGCAAAGACUGUCAUGUCCACUCCUCUUUCUCCAGACUUAAAAUAGUGUGUAACAGAAACUCUAGUUAUGUUCUUCAAUAUCAGCUAACAAAAUACUGGGCACCUUCUAGUCAUUGGAGUACAAAGCAGGGCACAAAAUACUUAAAAAUCCAUGUCUAGGGGCCGAGGAUGUAGCUUAGUAAAGUGCCUGUCUAGCAUGCACAAAGGCCUAGGUUUGAUUCCUAUCCCUGUACAAACAAAUAGGGUGUAUAAACCGGGUGUGGUGGUGCCCGCCUUUAAUCUCAUUACUCAGGAGACAAGGCAAGAGGAAAAGUUCAAGAUCAUUUUUAACUACGCAGCCAUUGUGAUCCCUCCCACGACAAUGGGCUGCCGGGGUGAAGGGUAUCAAAAUCCAACCCCAAAGCAGCUUAUAGCAGGCACUCAAUUAGCCAGCCAUCAUAUUUCAUUUGGUCCUUUACAACCUGGGAAGUGAGGACCACCCGGUUUGGCAGAGAAGGAUAUUGAGGAUUAUGUGUGGCUGAGAUCAUUGAGGUCAUUAGUGGGCGUGGGGAUUAGCAUUCUAACCCCGGUCUCAGCUGUGAAUCAAUUACACCUAAGCCAUCCACCCAAUCAGAAUCAAGUGCCGACUGCGGGCGUGGAGGUACUAUGCAGGUCAAGUCCGGAAAGGCGUUUGCGGAGUGCAGACGACUCGCGAAUGCCCUCGGUAUAAAUCGCGGGAUUUUGGCGCGCUCUUUUUGUUGGCUGGGUGUUCUCGCCAGUGAUUGGUUCCGGGCUGUCGCGGCUGCUGGGUCUACCUCGGCUGAGGAGAGGCGGCGCAGCUCUUCGCUGGCCUCCUGGGGGAUGGGCCACCAGGAAUCUCCGCUGACCAGAGCAGCGGCGGGAGGUGCAGCUUACAUAAAGAGGUUACGUAAAGUGCUCAGCUGGCGCGAACUCGAGGACAGCCACGGGAACCUGGAAGCCGAGGCCUCCCCCGGGAGCGUUGCUGUCAUCACAGGAGCAGCGCCGCGACCCGCUACACGUCCAACCCGGCUCCCCGCCUCGCGCCCUACUCGGCUCUGCAGACAACCCCGGCUCGGAACGGACCAUCCUCCGGCGCGGGCUCCAAGGGGGAACCGGUCCGCCCGGAAGAGGAACAGCGCCGGCCAGAUCAUAAUCCAAGGUACCGCUCCUCCGCAUCUCGGGGCUAGACGGAGGGAUGAGGCAAGGGGGGCCCGGGCGGCGCCGUUGCUGCUCCCCCCGCCCCCCGCAGCCAUGGAAACGGGGAAAGAGAACAGAGCCCGCAGAGGGACAAAAAGCCCGGAGCGGAAAAGGCGAAGCCCAGUGCAGCGGGUACUGUGCGAGAAGCUGAGGCCGGUGGCCCAGGCCAUGGAUCCGGCUAUGGCCGAGGUCCCGGGUGAGGCCUUCCUGGCCCGGCGGCGACCGGAUGGCGGCGGCGGAGAUGUUCCUGCACGGCCGCGCUACAGCCUGUUGGCGGAGAUCGGGCGCGGCAGCUACGGCGUGGUUUAUGAGGCUGUGGCUGGGCGCAGUGGGGCCAGGGUGGCAGUCAAGAAGAUCCGCUGCGACGCUCCCGAGAACGUGGAGUUGGCACUAGCAGAAUUUUGGGCCCUAACCAGCCUCAAGCGGCGUCACCAGAAUAUCGUGCAGUUUGAGGAGUGUGUCCUACAACGCAACGGGUUAGCCCAGCGCAUGAGUCACGGCAACAAGAACUCACAGCUUUACCUGCGCCUGGUGGAGACCUCGCUCAAAGGAGAAAGGAUCCUGGGCUAUGCUGAGGAGCCCUGCUAUCUCUGGUUUGUCAUGGAGUACUGUGAAGGUGGAGACCUCAAUCAGUAUGUCCUGUCCCGGAGACCAGACCCAGCCACCAACAAAAGUUUCAUGCUACAGCUUACAAGCGCCAUUGCCUUCCUGCACAAAAACCACAUCGUGCACAGGGACCUAAAGCCAGACAACAUCCUGAUCACAGAGCGGUCUGGCACCCCCAUCCUCAAGGUGGCAGACUUUGGACUGAGCAAGGUCUGUGCAGGGCUGGCACCUCGAGGCAAAGAGGGCAAUCAAGAUAACAAAAAUGUGAAUGUGAAUAAGUACUGGCUGUCCUCAGCUUGUGGCUCAGACUUCUACAUGGCUCCUGAAGUCUGGGAGGGACACUAUACAGCCAAGGCGGACAUCUUUGCUCUGGGCAUUAUCAUCUGGGCAAUGAUAGAAAGAAUUACUUUUAUUGACUCUGAAACCAAGAAGGAGCUCCUGGGGACCUACAUUAAACAAGGGACUGAGAUCGUCCCUGUUGGUGAGGCGCUGCUAGAAAACCCAAAGAUGGAGUUGCAUAUCCCUCAGAAACGUAGGACUUCCAUGUCUGAGGGGGUCAAGCAGCUCUUGAAAGACAUGUUAGCUGCUAACCCACAGGACCGACCUGAUGCUUUUGAACUUGAAACCCGAAUGGACCAGGUCACAUGUGCUGCUUAAACUCCAGGGCUGAACUUCUUGGGUGUUUUUAAACUAGGUCGAUCCUUCGGGACCCACAGUCUCAUCAUGUCUCGGACAGGAUGGCAGAGGGUACAGGUGGUGGUGAUCUCCUGACAGCUGGACCUCCCACAAUGUGAAGCUUUUGCUUGGGUUUCCCACUCUACCCUUUUCUUUUUCCUUUAUUAUUAUUAUAAUAAUUUUUUUAAACAUUAAACCAUCAAGACUUCUGAAGAGCAAAAGGCUACACUCUGGACAGGCACCUUUUUAUUGUUGGGUUUUUUUCUUUUUUUGGUUUUGUUUUUUUAAGAACAUUGAAUGUGGACAAAGCUUAUGCAUAUAGUCACUGUUAAUCUGUUAAUUUCUUAAGUUAGGAAGCAAUUUUGGUUUUAUCUUUCAUGUUCUGUUUUCUUUCUUACACACAUCUCAGUUCUGCUUUAGCAUCCCAGUUCCCACAGAAGUUCUGUCUACCCAGAGUUUGGUAUUUCUCCUGGAAAGGGAUACGAAGAUCUAAGGAAGCAGCCUCUGAGUUGCCUCCCUCCAGAUGUGGGAGCUGCUGAACUCCUUGGAUGGGCUGGGCCUGACCAGCCCUCAGACCUCAGACAGGAUCAGAGAUGAAGAACCUCUCAGAAGAGGAACACCAGGGUUUGGCCAGAGGGACUCUAGAAAGAAGACCUAAACCAUAGGUUUGGUUCUCUUUAAGUUCUUGGGAGCCUCAGGCCACACCAGGACUCACUACAGUGGGCGUUGCUUCCCUCUUCUGCCCUUUCCAACCGGGGUCCCUGAGGAUAGAGACCAAGAAUGGUCAUCCCAUCACUUGGAUGAAGAGACCUCACCCCCCUCUCUUUGCACAAGCCUAUCUUCUGUUAGGACUGGUGUGCCAAUUUCCUAUCAGACUUGGUCUUCCUUGGCCUCUUGUCACUACUUUGAGGCCAGUACCUUCCACUUUCUCCUCCUGGAUUGUCUUCUCUAUGUGCUAUAGGUUCAGCCUGUCAUAGAGACUACCUAGGUCCCAAGAUCCAGUUUUGAUCCUUGCAGAGUACCCUCAACUGGCCGCCGCCAUCAUUUCCUCACAGUGAAAGUGUGCCCCGUGUACCAGGAUUCCUAGUGUCACCACUGGGUAACACUAUCAAGCGCCAUCUCUCUUAUCCCCAGGGACUUCAUGUUAGGUGAUCAACCUCUAUGUCAACUGUUGUCUAAGAAGAGAAAAGACCUGCCUUAAAGAGGGAGGUAUGAGGCAGAUGGGGUGCCCAGGUGGCUAUUAGAGGCCCAUAUAGCAGCUAGUCAUAUAAAGCACCCCCAACCUAGAUCCCCAUGACUGCCGCACACACUUUAACUCCCUUGCAGUGUUCUUACAGCCUCCUGAGGGAAGAUUCCCCUCCUUCAGCUGCUUCAAGGACCCCACCAUUCUCUCUGGUGUUGCUCUCUACUUAGAUGCACCUUUGGUUGCUUCCAGACUUUUCACCUUGUUCUGGCCUCGUGGGAUGGGGUCUCUGGACAAGGAAACAAGCUGGAGGAGAAAUGCGGCCACACUAGGUGAAGAUCUGACUCUGGAUAGGGCCUGGUCUCCUUUGUGGCACUGCCAGUAGUAACUGCAGUGGUGGUGAAGACAGAGAAGCCUGGAGUGAGCAGAGGCCCUUGACUUACUCUGCUUCCUAACCCUGUGGUGCUAAGACCACUCCCUAUUUUCCUCAUAGUCUUCUUGCCCCACCAAUCCCCACCAUCAUUUCCCUCCUUCAAGAUUCUCAGCUCUAACAUAUCACUAUUUUAGAAAACCAGUGUUUGCAGCAAUAAAGUUAUAUUGUUUUUGUGUGAAUCUUAUUCCAAGAAGAGGAAAAGAGCAUUGUGGGAGUCUGUUUAUGCUAUUAGCUGUUUACUGUUUGAGAAGACAACUUGGAGGGAUGGGUUAUAUGGCUUUUAACCUUUAGGUAUCUUGAAGAGUGGGAAGAGCAAGAGCUUGACUGCUAUCCUCCAAGGAGGGGACUCUACAACCCUCGCCUUACUCUGAUGUGCCCCUUCCAGCCCUGCCCACCAUGAGCUCUUCCACCUCUCUUCCUCCGUCCCCAUCUGGGGGCACUAGUGGCUCAACUCUAGAUGGGUCUUUGGUUACCUCUCCCCUUAACUGGAUUCUCUCUCCCUAUCUGUCAGCUCCAAACAGCUACUGGGAGUCUACCUCAGAAUUGGCUAAGCUUGGUUAUUCAGCUCUCCGGACCAGCAGACUCUGGAGGCUGAGGCCUCUGCCUUCUCUGAUUCUGAGCUUGUGCACACAGGUCAGCACGGGCCCGGCUUUGAGGGAAAGGAGCCUAGUCUGGACACAUACUCUGGAAGGAGAACCCAGUAGGUACUCAUACCAUUGGCUGAUACCAGUAUCCACAGCCAUCACUGAGGGGCAAGUCUACUGCCAUUCGUUGCCUAGGACCCCUAGGAUCGGGGAGAGUACCAGAACGAGUGGGCCUUUUUUUUCCCCUCUAAAUCCAGAUGAGAUCAUAGGAAGAAGGAAGCCUAUUUAGGGGACUUCCCCCCACCCCCAAAACACUUUUACCCCAAGGGCUCCUUGCCAUCAAAACUGGAGGAUAUUUCAGUUACUCUUAAUGCUCAUGUGGGUCAGACUUGGUUUUAAGGGAGGUUUAAAGCCAGGCACAAGGUUAGUUUCAAAUACUAGUUAAAAUAAUUUUACUUUUUUUUUUUUUGCACAGAAGCUGGUAAUAUAGGACCUAUGUGUGAACAACUUUAUAUGAAUAUUUUUUGUACUUGGCUUACUUGGGUUGGUAUGAUAACAUAUUUAAGUUCUUUGAACACUGUGGAUUCCCCCUAAUGUGUAUGAAUGACUGAAACUUUGUAAAUUAAGGGACGUUUGUGUGAAUAAAGUUAUUUGAUGGGGUCAAAAAAGCCAUACAUUAUUUGAAAA